AUGGUCUUGUAUUGUUGCGUUGGUUGCUGCAAACGCAACUCGAGAGACGACGAGGAAUAUUCAUUCUUUCGGCUACCAAAGGAUCCGGAACUUCGCGCAAAGUGGACCCGAUUUGCUGUGGGAGUCAAUGGAGAGUUGAAAAUAUGUUCUAGGAUCUGUUCCGAUCAUUUUGGCAAAAGGUGCAUUUUGAAGACAUAUCCGAGAGUGCUGCUGCUUAAAAAUGCGAUUCCAACAAUUCUAGAAAGCAAAGGAAGUGCCGCAGAGCCUGCAGAAGAAUCCCCAAGAGCAUGUGCCGACUUCGAGAACAGCGAUAGGAGUUCAGGAAUGAGUCUCGCACGAGAGGAAGAAGUUAUUUGUACUCGGACUUCCACAUCUUCUCAAAAAGUCUCAUCAUCUAUUCCAUCUUCUUCUCAGCCUGAAUCACGCUCCGAUGGACGUACACCGAACCUUCACUUGAAGGGGAAACGUUUGCUACCAUUUUUUUCUUUCGGCAUUCCCAGUACGAGUAGAAUUGAGGAUGAGGAUCCACAGGGCUUCAAACCACAGGCUGUCAAAACAUCGUGUACAAAAGAAUCGCAGGUGUUCUGAGACGUCCACUAGGCAAUACAAAUUUGUCAAUGGGCCACGGACAUUGAAAUAUGUUAGACCGAGUAACUGGGAUGAAAGUAACUGUCAUAGGCGAAUUUCAUGAGCUUCUGUAUCGUGACUGCGAGGAGAGAGCUGCUGAUGGCAAUUUGAAUGACGAU
Messenger RNA from Belonocnema kinseyi, 746 nucleotides. Its product is annotated as THAP domain-containing protein 10-like. The record is from RefSeq and is a predicted model, not a curated record. Bases 1 to 588 code for a protein of 195 amino acids. Gene Ontology annotation, molecular function: sequence-specific DNA binding. Lineage: Eukaryota; Metazoa; Arthropoda; Insecta; Hymenoptera; Cynipidae. The transcript has 5 exons.